GAUGACGUUUAACACAAUUGAAUUCCAGGGCCCGUGCUUCCAUUAGGCGACUGUAUAUCCAUUUUUUCAGUGUGAAAUUGGAAACUUGCAGUAACAGCCAUGAACUGGAACAAGGGUGGUCCAGGGGCCAAGAGGGGAUUUGGUUUUGGGGGCUUUAGCCUGGCAACAGGCAAGAAAGAGGAGCCCCGCUUGGCACAGCCAUCACACUCUUCGUUUGGAACUGGGCCAGGAUAUGGCAAAAACCAGCAGCUCCCCUCCUUCUAUAAGAUUGGCACAAAAAGAGCCAAUUUUGAUGAGGAGAAUGCGUAUUUUGAAGAUGAUGAAGAGGAGUCGAGCAAUGUGGACCUGCCCUACAUCCCUGCAGAGAACUCUCCGACACGACAGCAGUUCCAGUCCCAGGGCUCAGACAGUGAGGAAGACCCACUAGAUGCCUUCAUGGCUGAAGUGGAGGACCAAGCUACGAAAGACUUAAGGAAACUAGAAGAAAAGGAGAAAGAGAAGAAACCUGAAAAGGGUAUUCGUGAUGACAUUGAAGAGGAAGAUGACCAAGAGGCCUACUUCCGGUACAUGGCGGAGAACCCCACAGCCGGGCUGACCCAAGACGAAGAAGACGAGAACGUGGAUUACGACAGUGACGGGAACCCCAUCGCCCCUGCCGCCAAAAAGAUCAUCAUGCCCCUCCCCCCCAUCGACCACUCUGAGAUUGAUUACCCCCCUUUUGAGAAGAACUUCUAUAACGAGCACGAGGAGCUGCACAUCCUCACUCCCAUACAGGUGGUGGACCUGAGGCAGAAGCUUAACCUGCGGGUGUCAGGUGCUGCCCCUCCCAAACCCUGUACGAGCUUCGCCCAUUUCGGCUUUGACGAGCAGCUGAUGCACCAGAUCCGCAAGUCAGAGUACACGCAGCCCACCCCCAUUCAGUGCCAGGGAGUCCCCAUCGCCCUGGGCGGCCGCGACAUGAUCGGCAUCGCCAAGACGGGCAGCGGAAAGACCGCGGCCUUCAUCUGGCCCAUGCUGGUGCACAUCAUGGACCAGAAGGAGCUGCAGGCUGGAGAGGGGCCCAUCGCAGUCAUUGUGUGCCCCACGAGAGAGCUGUGCCAGCAGAUCCACGCAGAGUGCAAGCGCUUCGGAAAGGCCUAUGCCCUGCGCUCGGUGGCCGUGUACGGUGGGGGCAGCAUGUGGGAGCAAGCCAAGGCCCUGCAGGAGGGCGCCGAAAUCGUAGUGUGCACCCCGGGCCGUCUUAUCGACCACGUGAAGAAGAAGGCCACGUCCCUGCAGAGGGUCACCUACCUGGUGUUUGACGAGGCGGACCGCAUGUUCGACAUGGGCUUCGAGUAUCAGGUGAGGUCCAUCGCCAGUCAUGUGCGCCCUGACCGCCAGACUCUUCUCUUCAGCGCUACCUUCCGUAAGAAGAUCGAGAGGCUGGCUCGGGACAUCCUGGUGGACCCCAUCCGCGUGGUUCAGGGAGACAUAGGAGAGGCCAAUGAGGACGUGACGCAGGUGGUGGAAAUCCUGCCCAGCGGGCUGGAGAAGUGGGGCUGGCUGACUCGGCGCGUGGUGGAGUUCACCUCCGCCGGCUCCGUGCUCAUCUUCGUCACCAAGAAGGCUAACAGCGAGGAGCUGGCCACCAACCUGACCCAGGAGGGCUACAGCCUGGGCCUGCUGCAUGGAGACAUGGACCAGAGCGAGAGGAACAAGGUCAUCGCCGACUUCAAGAAGAAGAACCUGCCCGUGCUGGUGGCCACUGACGUAGCCGCCCGUGGUUUGGACAUCCCGUCAAUCCGCACUGUGGUGAACUACGACGUGGCGCGAGACAUCGACACGCACACCCAUCGCAUCGGGCGUACGGGCCGCGCCGGGGAGAAAGGUGUGGCCUACACCCUCUUGACCAACAAGGACACCAACUUCGCUGGGGACUUGGUGCGCAAUCUUGAAGGGGCCAAUCAGAGUGUCUCUAAGGAGCUUAUGGACCUGGCAAUGCAGAAUCCCUGGUUCAGGAAGUCCCGCUUCAAGGGAGGCAAAGGGAAGAAGCUGAAUAUUGGAGGUGGGGGUCUGGGCUACAGAGAGAGGCCUGGUCUGGGAGCAGACACCUCGCAGGACCGUGGUGGCAGUGGGAGUGGCAUUCUCUCCAACUACGAGUCCUAUAAGCCGUCCUCUGGGGCCAUGGGGGACCGUAUGUCAGCCAUGAAGCAGGCCUUCCAGGCUCAGUACAAGAACCACUUUGUGGCGGCGUCGGGCCUCCCUCCCAAGGUCACCAACACCAACUCCAGCAGCUCCGCAGGCUGGACCAGUGCCGGCAGCCUCAGCUCCGUGCCCACGGGAGACCCGCAGGAGGGGGAGCGUUCCAGGGCCGGGCCCCCCACGGGCGCCCCCGCCCCUCCACAGAGCACGGGGACCCGCAUGCCUGGGUUCACCAGCGCCGGGACCCUGAGCUCCCUGCCCGAGAGCUACACCAACCUGCCCCAGGGUUACCCGGUUCCCCCUGCACCCCGAGAGGCCCCGCGAGACCGGCACGGUGACGGCCGAGAUCGGCACGGGGAGGGCCACUACCGCCACGGCGACCGGCACGGCGGAGAGCGCGAUCGCUACGGCGACCGGGAGCGGCAUGGAGAGCGCGAUCGCUACGGCGACCGGGAGCGAUACGGCGGCGGGCGCCAUGGAGACGGCCGGAACGGGGAGGGGAGCCGCAGGGACAGAGAGGGGAGGAGCGAGCGGGAUGAGUGGAGAGGAGACCGGGAGACUGGGGACAGGUCAGGGGGCGAAGGCAGGGGGGACAGGGGUGAGAGGGCCGAAGACAGCUUUGCGGUCCCAGAUCCUCCCAAACGCAAGAAGACCCGGUGGGACAGCUAAGCCAACUCCCCGCCCCAAAUCAGUCUAACAUGAUCGCACACGGCUCAUAGACAGACAGCUACAACUUCAGUAACCGUAAGAACAUCAUAGAUCUGGUGCAGUGAGUCUCAUAAUCUUGUAAUAUUGCUUUCUUUCAACUGUGGUCUUUUUACAGUUGAGCUUAACAGUGCUCCCAUGGUUUGGGGUGGAAGCUUUCUGCUUUCAGUGACCUCCCAUGUAGCCAAGAAUGUGUGCGUCAUGAUCAACAGAUCUGGUUUUGAUAGCUCAGAGCAGGGGUGAAACCUGCGUCUUUGAGGGCCAGUGGUUUGGUUUCCUUUCAGUCGACAGGCAGUUACAGGCUUGUGAACAAGGUGUGUGAAUUCUUCAACCAAUGAACGACUGAAAUUAAUCACUAUUGCUGAAGUAUGCCAAAAACCAACACACUGCAACCCUGUAGGAUUGUGUUCUGAUACCUGUGGUCUGGUUUGCAGGCCUGCUGGUUCUUUGGCCCUCCUCUUCCCCUAUCCAAACUUGUGAGGUAUGAGGCCCAGGAAAUUGUGGUAGUAGGUUGGACCGAACUAGGUCUGUUUUCGUAAUGAUGCACCUGAAGGCAUUGAACAUGUUUUUGGUUGGUGCAUCAUGAUGCUGACCCACGUUCUCGAGACUUGUCGACCUUUCUUAUUCAAAUAAAAAUUGUAUUUGUGUCAAUAUACUGAUAUUUUAGUUGGGCUUGGCAGGGGGCCUAAGGAAAGAAGCGAGUGCCUGUCUUUGAAAGUUAUGUUGGAAUGAUCUUGGCUCAGCUAGCUUUUAGUUUAAAAAGAAAAAACAUUGAGGGAAGUAGUAACUUUGUUUGGACUGCAUUUGUUUGUGUGUGAUCAUGUUUGAAUGUGUGCCCGUCUACAUUUGUGUGAAAGCGAUACAGUUAUCAGAUUUCCAAUGGACAUUUGUUUUGCAGUACAAUGAUCAGUCCUGUUCAUUUAGCUUCAUGAACUCCUUCCAUUUGAGGUGUAUUCCGUGUAGUCUUUGACUCAAGCCGAUAUCCCAUUAAACCCUAAAUCUGUGUAAAACUUGUUUCUAGUGUACUGUCAAGUGUCAGGAAUAAUAUUAUUCUAACGGCAACUGGGAGAUCCUGUUGCCUGCUAUACGUGAAGUCAGGUUUUUUUUUACCGCAAUUAAAUUUGAGUAGGAAAUGACCCAUUGCUUCCAGCUCAUCUCCGUUCUGCCUGAAUUCAUAAUCAGAAUGGUGGAAUUCAAAGAAAUGUGAAUUUAUCUAACCUAUCCCUCUCUUGGCUUUUUCAUCCUAUGUGCUUUUCUGAUUCUGAUCCAGAAUAAUAAAAUGGUGUUCACUCCACCUGCCAUCUAGAGUUCAGUCCUUCUUGUUUGCUGAGGGGAGGUCUGGGUUGGGGUCCUGGUACAUUUAUAUGUACAACCUUUGGCUGGAGAAGUUUACAGUCAGCACUCUGCUACAUUGUGUUGUUGAUGAGUAGAUACCUGACUUGCUCAUGGGUGCCUUCCCAGAAAUGCAUGCAUACCUUGCUCACAGUUUGACUUGUAAAUAUGAUCCUGAGGUCUCUGACUCUGACAAAUCUCACCUGUCCUGUCUUACAACAACUGUUUGGGUUGCUUUGAGCUAAACAAGCAAAGUACUUUAGCCUUCAGCUUCCUUUGGGAUGACUCAGAUGUACCUGUUCUAUAAGUUGAAACCCUUCCAACUACUUCACUUUGAGUCAAUUGUAGUGCUCCCUGAAAAGUGUUAUUUAAAUGUAAAUGUGUCUAUCUUCCUCUCACACAAGUAAUUCUAAUGAGUACCUUCUUGUUAAAAAUGUACAUACUCAACUUGUUGAUGGCUUCCGCAUUGUCACUCUUUAAUAAAUUCAAGUUGUUUUCCAA
Molecule: messenger RNA, 4719 nt
Organism: Conger conger (European conger)
Lineage: Eukaryota; Metazoa; Chordata; Actinopteri; Anguilliformes; Congridae
Gene: ddx42
Product: DEAD (Asp-Glu-Ala-Asp) box helicase 42
Exons: 18
Coding region: 100-2850 (916 amino acids)
Molecular function (GO): RNA binding; RNA helicase activity; ATP binding
Source: RefSeq, a predicted model, not a curated record